This is a messenger RNA of Lycium ferocissimum, 3165 nucleotides long. Its product is annotated as putative late blight resistance protein homolog R1A-3. The transcript has 3 exons. Gene Ontology annotation, molecular function: ADP binding. Lineage: Eukaryota; Viridiplantae; Streptophyta; Magnoliopsida; Solanales; Solanaceae. The coding region runs from base 172 to 2820 and encodes 882 amino acids. The record is from RefSeq and is a predicted model, not a curated record. Gene Ontology annotation, biological process: defense response to other organism.
CGAACACGACUCAACGUAACUCUACAUAUUCCACAUACUACGUACAUUCUUUAUAUACAGCUGCUGUGAAGUGAAGAUCUCAUAGCUAAGAGCUGAAAAAACUUCCUCUUAAAAAAUAAUUCUCCUCCAUAUUGAUAUAGUACGUUGUUGCUAACCCAAGAAAGAGUGAUCAUGGCAGAUGCAGUGGUGACCUUUUUGUUGGAGAACCUGUUGCAGCUAGUGAAUGAAAAUGUGCUUAUUAAAGGUGUAGAUGAUGACUUCAAACAUUUGUUGGAAGAAGUUAAACGUCUAAAAGCCUUUCUUGAUGAUGCUGCCAAGUACCAAAGUGAAAGCAAUCAGUGGAAACACUUAGUGGAGGAGAUUCAGAGAACAGUGAACAGAACUGAGGAUAUUAUUGAUAAGUUCUUGGUUCAGGCAAAGCUGCACAAAGAGAAAAAUAAAUUGGGAAGAUUCUUUGAUGUGAGUCAUCUAGCUACAGUGAGGAAACUUGCAGCUGAGAUCAAAGACAUCCAUGAUAAGGUUAGGGAACUUCGACAAAACAAUCAACAAGCUUUUCUCCCCACCCCGACUCUUCAGAUGCCCACGAGAGGUGCCCAUGACACAACGCAGGCUUCUUAUUUGGAGGAUAAUGAAGUGGUCGGGUUUGAUGAGGAAGUGAGUCAAGUGAUUAAGCGACUUGUCGAAGGAUCAGAGGAUCUUGAUGUUGUGCCAAUAGUAGGCAUGCCCGGACUUGGAAAGACCACACUGGCAAGAAAAAUCUACAAUUAUACUCAGCUUUCAUUUGAAUUUUUCAGCAUCAUUUGGGUUUAUGUCGGCCAGAAUUACAAACUAAGGGAAGUCUAUCUCAACGUUCUCAAAGGGUUGAAGAAACGCGUUGAUGGAUAUCAAAUUAUGGGGGCAGAUGGUUUAGCUUGGGAAAUACGGGGUAAUAUAGCAAAAGGAGGUAAAUGCCUCAUCGUCUUGGAUGAUAUUUGGGAGCCACAAGUUGUGGAGGAUGUCAAGAAAGUUUUCCCGAAAAACAACAAAGGCCACCGAAUUCUGAUGACAACUCGCCAACAGAAUGUGGCCCUUUUUGCAAAUACAGAUCCUCAUCAAUUGAAAUUUUUAGAGGAGGAAGAAAGCUUUGAGCUGUUGGAAAGGAGAGUUUUUGGUAAAGGAAAUUGUCCCGCAGAGUUAGAAGAAGUUGGAAAAAUCAUUGCAGGAAAAUGUAGUGGAGUACCACUUGCAAUUGUGGUCAUUGCAGGAGGAUUAAGAGGUCAUCCGAACCAAAUCGAUUGGCUAAGAGUUGAGAGAGAUGUGGUGUUGCAUCUUUAUGGGGAUAACCACGAGAGCUGCUUGAAAUUAGUAGAGUUGAGUUACAAUUGUUUACCCAAGGAAAUGAAAACGUGCUUCUUGUAUUGUGGUGUCUUUCCUCGAGGUUUUGAUAUCCUUUCUUGGAAAUUGAUACGGUUGUGGAUAGCGGAGGGGCUAAUAAAGCCUCAGCAAACCUACACUCUUGAGGAGACAGCAGAGUUUUAUUUGAAUGAUCUUGUCAAUAGAAAUUUAGUGAUAUUGACGCAAAAGAGAUCUAAUGGUCAACUAAAAACAUGCCGCCUUCACGACAUGUUGCAUCAGUUCUGUAGAAUGGAAGCUAGUAAAAAAUGGCUUUUUCAAGAAAUAUGUCGAGCACCCGACCAAGCUGCUAUUCCUUCUAUACAAGACUCAGAUAGUUGUCGUCGAUUGUGUAUUCAACCCUCCAUUCUGGAUGACUUCCUCCACAAUAAGCUUUUUGCAGAACAUGUCAGAUCUUUCUAUUGUUUUUCUUCAAAACGAGAACAAAUCAAGUUGACUCGUGAUAAAAUCGAACUCAUCCACAAAGCGUUUCCACUUAUUAGGGUCUUGGAUGUUGAAUCUCUCAAAUUUCUUUUCUCCAAGGACUUUAACCAGUUAUUUCAUUUGAGGUAUGUUGCUAUCUCAGGUGACUUUAAGUCCCUUCCUCCGACCUUUGGUGGAUUCUGGAAUUUACAAACUCUUAUAAUAAAUACAAGUACCUUUGAGCCCAUCCUUGACAUAAAAGCAGACAUAUGGAACAUGUUACAGUUGAGGCAUUUGCACUCCAACAUACCUGCAAAAUUGCCAUCCCCUGCGUCCACGACAAGUAAACCUUCUUGUCUACAAACUCUUUCUACGGUUUCACCAGAAAGCUGCAAGAAAGAGGUGCUUCUCAAGGCGUGUAACCUCAGAAAAUUGAGCAUUCAAGGGCCAAUGGAGGGUUUUCUUGAUACUAAGGGUGGAAUCAGUAAUCUCCAAGAGCUAACGUCCCUGGAGAAUUUGAAACUAUUGAAUGAUGUUCCUUACGUGUUUAAAGCGCUUUGCCUUCCUCCAGCAUUCUUCAGACUUGUAAGUACAGUGAAGAAGUUAACUUUGACAAACACAAGGUUUUCUUGGAGUGAGGCGGAUAAAUUAGGGAUGUUGGAGACCCUUGAGGUCCUAAAGUUGAAGGAAUUUGCAUUCACGGGUGAGUCCUGGAAGCCAAGGAUAGGAGGUUUUAGCCAACUCCAGUUCUUAUGGAUUGAAUGGGCAGACUUGGAAACCUGGGAGGCUUCGAUUCUUAACUUCCCCAUACUUAGGCACCUUGUUCUUAUCCACUGUGAUAAGCUCGACAGUGUGCCACUUGGGCUGGCGGAUAUACACAGCCUUCAAGAGAUGAGGUUGGAGAACACAAGCAGAGCUGUGAGAUCUGCAAAAGUUAUACGAGAAAGGAAGACAUCUAGAGGCAUGAAAGUCAAGCUCAGCAUAUUCCCUCCUGAAAGUACUGAUUCCAAUGCCACACAAGGUUGAAAGGGGAGAAUUGGGACAUUGAGCUUGUCCUCGGGUCAUGGAUAUGGUGUCACCACAUUUCAUUUUUUAUGCAGUCCAGUCAUCUGAUAUGGUUGUUCCAAUAAAGCAAACUUGUGUCUUUUGGAAGAUGAGUCUGUGGACUUGAAACAAGCCCUUCCUAGGUCCGUCGCAUUUCGAGUUCCCCAUCAUGUGGAGUUUUUCCUUUCUUAGUUGUAAAACUACUGUUUACUUGUUUCCAGUUUAUUGUCUGUAUUGCUUUACUUCAUUAUCUGUUGUUUCUUAAGCAUGUUCCACUGACAUUGUUGAAGACAUCUUAUUCCAACCAGUUUGCUGAUUUUGAAUUUG